Dictyostelium purpureum is the source of this 765-nucleotide messenger RNA. RefSeq lists its product as uncharacterized. The record is from RefSeq and is a predicted model, not a curated record. NCBI's taxonomy places the organism in Eukaryota, Evosea, Eumycetozoa, Dictyosteliales, Dictyosteliaceae. The transcript has 2 exons. The coding region runs from base 1 to 765 and encodes 254 amino acids.
AUGGAUAAAAAAGAUUCUAAAACAAUUAAAUAUUUCAAAAAAAACUAUGAUGGAUCAUAUAAAAUUGUAAAAAAAUUAUGUAAAAAAUAUGUAAGAGAACAAACAAUUAAAUCUCAUGCUGUUGGAAAAGAAAAAAAAAAAAGAAAAAAAGAUGUUAAAUCUUCAAAUGAAUACAGGGAUAAUUUCAAUUCAUCAGAUUCAGAUGCAAAUUUAGAUUGUGAAAACUCAACAAAAAAUAAACACUACAAUAAUGGUAAUAAAAAUAAUAUCUAUGCUGUUUCGGAAUCAAUUGAUAAAAAGUCAUACUUUAUUAUUUUCUUAAACAUACAUACAUACACAACUAUCAAUUUUGAAAUUGUUGCAGGAUCAGAUUCAAAAUCUAUUAAAAUUAUAUUUUUGAAUCAAAUUGAUGAAGAAGAUAAACAAUUAAUAUUAUACAAAUUAUUAAAUUUAGGUGCGCCAAUUAACCCCCAAACAAUUAAUGUAAUAGGAUUCGAACACCCCCAUAAAGAGUACAUCAUAGAAUUUCAUGAUCCAGUUGAUUUUAAUGGUAUUGAGCAAACUAAGGUAAUAGGAAAACAAGUUACAUCUUUGUCCAUAAUUUUUAAAGUAAAAAAGAAGGUAGUGAAUCAAACUAUAGUAUCUUUUAAAAAUGUCCCUAUCCCAAUAACCGAAACAAAUCUAAUUGUAAAUGGUAAUAAAGCUUCAUUUCCAACUAGACGAUUGACCAACACAUCAAAAAUUAAUAAAGAAAAUAUUAUUUAA